AUGACACCCAAGAUAAGCGCGGAGGCCAUGGAGGUCCCCAUCCAGCUCCCGAAAUCCCCUCCCUCGCCCUUCGCCUCGGCUGCCCGGGCCGCGACGGAGGGCCGGGGAGUGGCUGAGAUGGGGGCCUUCGACGCCCAGCGAAUCGACCGGGCACCCCUCCACCCCAGCUCCGCGCCCAUCGACCCCUCCAAAGCCCUCGGAGAACCCGUCACGGGGCCCGGGGGCGGGGGCUCGGAGGCCUGCCCGUCCCCCUCCACCAACACCUCCCCCGGCACCCCUGGGAGGCUGCCACCCCCCCACCCACCCCGCGCCGAGCCCCCGAACCCCUACGCCCCCAGGGCAUCCCCAGCCCUGCCCAGGAGCCCAGUGACGACAAACGCCUGGCAGGUGCUGCGCCAGCGCAUCCUGCGGCCCACCCGGAACCUGAGCCUGGACGGCAACGAGGGCCGGCGCGCAGCCCCAGGCCCAGGGGACGCCCAUGGUGACGGGGACGGCAAGUUUUCGUGGCGCAACAUGUCCAUCUCUGGCUGGACGAGGCCCAGCAUCUCGGCGGGGCCCGGGGGUGGACAGCCUGUGCAGGCCAUGCUCCCCGCGCUGCAGCGCCAGCUGGGCGCGGUCAUGAUCGCCGACGUCACCGGCUUCACCGCGCUGACGGAGCUGCUGAGUCAGCAGGGCAGCGUGGGCCUGGAGCUGCUAACCAAGUGCAUGAACCGCUACUUCACGCAGGUGAUCGACCAGAUCCUGCUGUACGGCGGCGACGUCAUGCGCUUCGCGGGCGAUUCCAUGAUCGUACUGUUUGCGCCCACGCCCGAGGAGGCCAGCUCCUCCCUGGACGGCGGGCUGCAGUGCGCGCUGCUGCGCGCCGUGGCCUGCGCCUACACGCUGACCCAGCGCUACGGCGCCAUGCGCAUGCUGCCCAACGGCGACGUCGUGGAGUACGUGGCGGAGGACCCCGUGGGCAGCCUGCUGGGCAAUGCGGGGCGCCCCGUGGCGGCCACGCUGCUGGGCGCCGCCGACUCGGUGACCAUCGCGGUGGAGGGCAUCCUGGUAGGCGCCGCCUCGGCCGCCAGCAAGUCCAUGGCGCGGCACCGUGAGCGCAGCGGCGCGCGCAACGCCGCCGCGCUGUCCGCCGCCAUGGCAGCCGCGCGCGACGGCGCGGGGGCGGGUGCGGGCGUGGCCUCGCCGCCCUCCUAUGCCAGCGGCGAGCUGGAGUCGGCCUCCUCUGACGCGGGGGCCAGCCAGCGGGAGGCCAGCCUGCCCGGCACGGUGCCCUCCUCGGGCAACACCGAGGCCGGCGCGCCGCUGCGCGCGGGCGCCGAGCGCCUGCACACCCGCCACGCCAGCUCGGGCUCGGCGGGCAGCGACCCUGACGCGCCGGGGGCCGGUCAACCCAGCGGCGAGGCGGGCAAGGAGGCGUCGUCGCUGGCGGUGCCGGCGGCGGCGCCGGCAGCCAAUGCCGAGCCGCCCUCGUCGGGCAGUGGGGCCACGGCGGCGACGUCCUCGGCCACGCCGCCGCCGCCCGACGCCGGCACCGCACCCCUGGGGCCCAGCCUGGCGCAGGAGCGCGCGCUGCAGGAGAUGGCGCUGGCGCGCCUGGCAGAGUACACGGGAUCGCUCAAGUCGGUGCGGCCGCCGGAGCUGCCGGCGCACCGCGGCGCGCGCGCGCCGCCCCCUGGUGCCCCCGCCUCGCGCUCGCUGCCGGCGGGCGGCGCCGACGGGCCGGCGGGCGAGGGCGCUGAGGGGGGUGCUCCGAUCCGUGUGUCGGCCUCUGAGCCGGUCAUGGCCCGGCCCACCAGCAACGGCGGCAGCGGUUCGACACCCCACCUGCCGCACGCGCCGUCCUCGUGGGACGGGCGCGUCUCGUCUCUCGCCUCCCUCAGCUCACAGUCGUCCUACACCUCGGCCUACGGCGGCGGGCGCGCGGGGUCGGGCCAGUUUGGCGGCGGUGGGCCGCGCUCCUCCCAGCCCACCAUCACCGAGGAGGAGGCGCGCAGCGAGGCCGGCACCUCCGCCGCGGGCGAGGGCGCGCCCUCCAGCGCGGGCGGAGCCACGCCCGGCCGCGGCCUGCAGGCCGAGCGGUCGGGCCCCUCCGAUGCGCCCUCCUCGGAUGUGACCUUCCCGGACCUGCCCCCGCUGCGUACGCCCAGCGGCACGGGCGCCGGCCGCGGCCGCGGCGCCGGCGUGUCCCGCCAGGUCACCCGCUUCUCGCUGGCGGAGGGCGCGGGCGCCGCGCCGGGCGCAGGCGUGCCCGAGUCGCGCCAGCGCUGGUCGCUGGGCGGCGUCGUGCGCUCCGCCAAGGGCCUGCUGGGCGGCGUGGGGCGGGCCGUCACGCCGCACGGCUCGCGGCGCGAGAGGCGCGAGGCGGUGGAGCGGCGCGGGCCGCCGCCACGCGGCGCGGCUGGGCCUUACGCCGCGCCGCGCGAGACCGUCAGCUCCUCCUCCAGCCUGGUGGGCAUGGCCAGCCUGGCCCAGCUGUCGGACCAGCUGGGCGAUUACUCGGCCCGUGUGGCCAGCACCUCCAGCCCCCUGGGCUCCGGCGGCGCCGGCGGCGACAUGAAGAUGCUCAUCUCCGCCGGCACCGUCUGCCUCUUCCACGUCGGCGGCGGGCUGGAGCCGGGGGAGGAGGACGGCGUGGGCGCGCCGCGCUGGGACUUCUUCAUGGGCGACGCGCCGCACGCGGCCUCGCGGCGCACGCGCCAGCCCAUCGCCCAGCUGGCCGAGAUCGAGAAGCACGCCGCGUCGGGUGAGACCGUGCUGUCGGACGAGGCGGCCCUCCUGCUGCGCACGAAAUGCUCGUUGGAGCGGCUGGAUGAGGGCACGCAUCGGCUGGUGGCGCCGGGGUCCGACCCGGUCAUGCCCCUGGACGACGAGGGCGAGCCCACGGCCUGCUACGCGCCGGUGCAGUCCACGCCCAGCGCGGACGCCGCCGCGCUGGCAUACCUGCCCCCCAUGCAGCGCAUUCGGGCGCUGCAGAUCAUGCGCAUGCAUGUCCCCCAGAACGUGCGGCAGCGGGUGGAGGCAGGGCACAUCGACUACAUCAACGAGACGCGGCUCUGCACCGUGCUCUUCCUCGGCUUCCCGGGCCUAUCCAAGCCGCUGCCGGUGUCGUUGGCACGCUCGCCGGAGCUGGCGCAGGGGCAGGGGUUGGGAGGAAGGGCGCCGGGGAGCUCCAUGGAGCAGGGCUCCUCGCCGUCGGCCGGCCACCCGGCGGCGUCGGUAGACAUGCAGCCAAACGGCGCCGCGCCGCGCCCGAGCAGCCGCGGCGCGGAAAUAGCGCCGUACGACCCCGAGGACAACCCCAGCACACGCAGCGACGCGCGGGGCGGGGACGGCGGCAGCGGCAGCGCAUCGGAGGCCCUCCAGCGGGAGGGCGGCGAGAGGGGCGCGUCGGCCGGCGGCGACGCGUCGGCCGGUGGAGACGCGUCGGCCGGUGGAGACGCGUCGGCCGGUGGAGACGCGUCGGCCACGACCGCCAGCGGCAGUGCCAGCGCAGGCGGCUCGGGCGGCACAAACGACAGGCCUGCAGACGUCGGCGCAGCAUCGAGGUGCCCCGCCGCGGCCGCCUCCCGCGCCGCCACGCCCCCCCCCCUGAGCGAGGAGGAGGAGAUCGCGUGCGUGCAGCGCACCCUGGAGGUGGUCCAGCGGCGCAUGCGCCAGUACGACGGCUGCCUGCUGCAGAUGCGGUGCGACGAGAAGGGCUUCCUGGCCAUCUGCGCCUUUGGCCUGCCGGGCAACUCGCACGAGGACCGUGCGGUGCGGGGCGUGCAGGCCGCACUUUCCAUCGCGGCGGGGCUGCGCCGCCACGGCUUGGCCACGCACAUCGGCGUCACCUCCGGCCAGCUCUUCUCCACGCUGGUGGGCAGCCAGCGCCGCGCGGAGUACACCCUCUUCGGCGACUCCAUCAACCUGUCGGCGCGGCUCAUGUGCCGCGCACGCGACGGCCUGGGCGAGGUGCUGGUGGACCGCCCCACGUACGUCCAGGCGCGCAUGCGCGUCGCCUUCCGCGAGCUGGCCCCCAUCUUUGUGAAGGGGCGCGUGGACGCGGUCAACGUCUUCGCGCCGAUCUCUUCUUCGUCCGGCAGCGGCGGCGGCGUGAGGCUUCCAAACGCUGUGGCCCCCUCGGGAGCCAGCUACGCCGGGGAUGACUCCUUCAUGCGUGCCAUCCGCUCGGCGCCGCCGCCAGAGAGCGUGGCCUCCGAGGAGGCCGGCGACGCCGUGCCGCGCCCCAGCGCCGCGUCCUCCUCGGCGCCUGCGCCGGCAUCGGCCCUGCGCCGCGCGGGCAGCCUGCCGCUGCCGCUGUCCAUCCUGCCCGCGGCCGCCGAGGUGCGGCCGCUGGUCGGCCGCCGGCGGGAGCUGGAGAUCGUGUACGCGCGCGCGCGCGCGCUGGUGCGCGACCGCCAGGGCGGCGUGGUGCUGAUCGAGGGCGAGCACGGCAUGGGCAAGACGCGGCUGGCCGCGGAGAUCCAGGAGGGCCUGGCCGCGGGCGUGGCCGGCGGCGUCUGCGUUGCCGCAGGCCGCGCGCUGGUCGAGCGUCGCACCUGCGCGCUCUACGCCUGGCGCCGUCUGAGCAGCGGCUACAGCGCGCUGCUGGAGUCUCAGGGCGUGGGCGCGGGCGACUCGCCCGGCUCGCCCGGCGGGCCCCUGGCCGGGCCGCCGCGCGCCGGCGCCGGCGCCGGCUUCGGCGCGCCGCUCUCCGUGGGUAACGCUCACCCCCCCCUGCCCAGCGACGAGGAGGCGGACAGCCUGGAGGGCGCCGGGUCGGAGGGCAGCGACCUGGGGGCGGGCGCGCGCCUGCACGGGCACGCGACAUACAUGCCCAACCUCGGCGCGGGCGUGCCGGGCAUCUCCGCCACGCCCGCCAGCGGCGCGGUGCAGGACAUGAACCCCCACCACAAGACGCGCCAGCUCCAGUUCCUCCUCGUCGACAUCCUGCGCGAGUUUGCGGCGGCCUACGGUCCGCUGGUGGUCAUCCUGGAGGACGUGCACUACUUUGACACCGCCUCCUGGGUCCUCUUCUGGCUGGCCUCUAAGGAGCUGCCGCGCUCGGUGCUCUUCCUGGCCACGCUGCGCCCCGGUUUUGCUCAGCCCGCCGCCAGUCUGCGCGGGCAGGACCGCAAGGCGGUGCUCCUGCGCAAGGUGCGCGAGGCCUACAACCGCCUGCUGCGGGAGCCCACCACGCUGCACCUGCAGCUGGCGCCGCUGAGCGCGGCCGAGACGCGCGAGUUCGUGGCGCAGGCCCUGGCGGGCAUCCGCGUGCCCGACCACGUCACCGCCAUGCUGUGGGAGAAGUCCAGCGGGCACCCAGCCUUCCUGGAGCAGUUUGUGGUGUUCCUGCAGUACUACAGCCGCGUGGCGGCGGCCGCGCUGGCCACGGGCGCGCCCGCGGAAUCGGGGCCCAGCACCUUCCAGCUGGUGUCGCACGGCAUGGAGUUCAUCCGCAACACCGUGGGCAUCCACUCCAUCAUACAGGACAGGGUGGACCGCCUGGCGCCGGAGUACGCGCUGCUGCUGAAGGUGGCGUCGGUGGGGGGGCUCACCAUCUACGCGGCGCACCCGCAGUCGCCGAGCCUGGAGUCGGUGCUUGCGGGCUUGGACUACCUCCAGUCCCAGCGCUUCGUUCAGCAGGACGAGGUCGACGAGAACCUGUGGCGCUUCUGCCAGGUGCUGGCGCGGGACGUGGUGUUCGACAUGAUCCCCAUCACCCAGCGGCGCGACUGGCACGGGCGGCUGGCGGCGGCCAUGGAGCGCCUGGCCCCCCGACCUGCCCCUCCCCCCCUCCACCAUCGCCUACCACUGGCUGGAAUCGUGCGCGGGGCUUGA
Molecule: messenger RNA, 5820 nt
Organism: Auxenochlorella protothecoides
Lineage: Eukaryota; Viridiplantae; Chlorophyta; Trebouxiophyceae; Chlorellales; Chlorellaceae
Product: Adenylate cyclase type 10
Exons: 10
Coding region: 1-5820 (1939 amino acids)
Biological process (GO): intracellular signal transduction; cyclic nucleotide biosynthetic process
Cellular component (GO): cytoplasm
Molecular function (GO): adenylate cyclase activity
Source: RefSeq, a predicted model, not a curated record